AUGGACGUUGCACCGGGGUCGUCGCCCAGCUUGCUGGACGCGGGUGUCUGCAGACCGCGGACGGCUCCCCGGAGCGUCCCUGCCGACAUCCUGGUCCGGCCUGGGGACGGGAGCACCAGGGACGGGAGCGUCAGGGACGGGCAGCAAGAGGUGGGCGCCUGGUUCAGCACAGCUCACUCCUUCCCUUCCUUUUCUUUCAGAAAGAAGGAGCUCUCAGCCACCAAGAAGGACCGCGUGAACCAUUGUCUGACCAUCUGUGAGAGCAUAGUGGGUCAGUCGCUCAGAAAUUCUCCCGAGUUUCAGAAACUGCUGGGCAUCGCCAUGGAGCUGUUCCUGCUGUGCAGCGACGACGCGGAGUCGGACGUGAGGAUGGUGGCUGACGAGUGCCUCAACAAGGUCAUCAAGGCGCUGAUGGAUUCUAACCUCCCGAGGCUGCAGCUCGAGCUCUACAAGGAAAUCAAGAAGAACGGCGCUCCCCGGAGCCUGCGUGCUGCCCUGUGGAGGUUCGCCGAGCUGGCGCACCUGGUCCGGCCCCAGAAAUGCAGGCCUUACUUGGUGAACCUCCUGCCUUGCCUGACACGAACAAGCAAGAGACCUGAGGAGUCUGUUCAGGAGACCUUGGCUGCAGCUAUACCCAAAAUUAUGGCUUCGCUCGGCAAUUUUGCAAAUGACAAUGAGAUUAAGGUUCUGCUGAAGGCUUUCAUCACGAACCUGAAGUCCAGCUCCCCGACCACGCGGCGGACGGCGGCGGCCUGCGUGGUGAGCAUCUGCCAGCACUCCCGGAGGACGCAGUACUUCUACAGCUGGCUGCUCAGCGUGCUCCUAGGGUUGCUGGUUCCCGUCGAGGGCGAGCACCCCUCCCUGCUGGUCCUUGGAGCGCUGCUCACACUGCGGUACUUGGUGCCCUUGCUGCAGCAGCAGGUCCAGGACACCAGCCUGAAAGGCAGCUUUGGGGUGACGCGAAAGGAAAUGGAAGUCUCCCCCUCGACAGAGCAGCUGGUGCAGGUUUACGAGCUGACCUUGCAUUACGCGCAGCACCCGGACCACAACGUGGUGACCGGGGCGCUGGAGCUCCUGCAGCAGCUGCUCCGGACCCCGCCCCCCGAGCUGCUGCGCGCCCUGACCACACCGGGCGGCCUGGCGCAGCUCAGCGCGCCCCUCCAGGAGCCCGGCAGCCGCAGCCGCAGCGGGAGCAUCGUGGAGCUGAUAGCCGGAGGGGGUUCUUCAUGCAGCCCUGUCCUUUCAAGAAAACAAAAAGGGAAGGUGCUCCUGGGGGAAGCGGCGGCCUUGGAGGAGGACUCCGAGUCCCGGUCGGAGGGCAGCAGCCCGGCCUUCGCAGCCUCAGUCAAGGGCGAGAUCUGUGGGGAGCUGGCUGCCUCUUCCGGGGUCUCCACUCCGGGCUCUGUCAGCUCCGCGGCUGACUCCACGGGUCACGACAUCAUCACCGAGCAGCCCCGGUCACAGCACACGCUACAGCCGGACUCGGUGGAUCUGACCGGCUGUGACUUGGCGAGUGCAGCCACUGACGGGGACGAGGAGGAUAUCUUAAGCCACAGCUCCAGCCAGAUCAGCGCGGUCCCGUCCGACCCGGCCAUGGACCUGAACGAUGGGACCCAGGCCUCCUCCCCCCUCAGCGACAGCUCUCAGACCACCACCGAGGGCCCCGACUCAGCCGUGACCCCUUCAGACAGCUCCGAAAUCGUGUUAGACAGCGCCGACAGCCAGGACCUGGGGAUGCAGCUCCCACCGCCGGAGGAGGAGGAGGGGGAAGAGGAGGCGGAGGAGGAGGAGGAGCCCGCAGGCCUUCCUGAGGACUCCAUCGCCUUCGCAGCUGCGUCCGCGGCCCUUCAGCAAGCACAUUUACUGAAAAGCAUGGGCCACAGCAGGCAGCCCUCGGACAGCAGUGUGGACAGGGGUGUGUCCAGAGAGGACGCCACCGACCCAGGGGAUCAGGACAACAAGCCCUGCCACAUCAGAGGGGACAUCGGGCAGCCUGACGACGACGACGCUGCGCCCCUCACCCACUGUGUCCGCCUCUUGUCCGCGUCGUUUCUGCUCACGGGGGAGAGAAAUGGUAAGGGGGCGGCCGGGGAGAGACGCGGGAAGCCCCGGUUUCAGCAGCCUGGCGCCGCUGUUGGGCGGCGUGGACUUUCACGGUGGCUGGCGUUUGUCCCCGCAGAGGAGCAGUACGUCUCGGACGUCCUCGGCUACAUCGAUCACGGAGACCCGCAGGUGCGCGGGGCCACGGCCAUCCUCUGCGGGACGCUCGUCUGCUCCAUCCUCAGCAGGUCCCGCUUCCAGGUGGGGGACUGGCUGGGCUCCGUUCGAGCUCGCACAGGAAACGCGUUUUCUCUGGUGGACUGCGUUCCUUUGCUGCGGAAAACGCUGAAGGAUGAGUCAUCUGUUACUUGCAAGUUGGCGUGUGCAGCUGUGCGGCACUGUGUCAUGAGCCUCUGUAGCAGCAGCUACAGCGACCUGGGGCUGCAGCUGAUCACCGACGUGCUGAGCCUGAGGAGCAGCUCCUACUGGCUGGUGAGGACGGAGCUGCUGGAGACACUCGCAGAGACGGACUUCAGGUUGGUGAGCUUUUUGGAAGCAAAAGCAGAACACCUGCACAGAGGGGCGCACCAUUACACAGGGCUUUUGAAGCUGCAAGAGCGGGUGCUCCACAGCGUGGUCCUCCACCUGCUGGGGGAUGAAGACCCCAGAGUGCGACACGUGGCCGCCGCGUCGUUAGUGAGGCUUGUCCCCAAGCUGUUCUAUAAGUGCGACCAAGGGCAGGCGGACCCCGUCGUGGCCAUGGCCAGAGACCAGAGCAGUGUUUACCUGAAGCUUCUCAUGCACGAGGCGCAGCCCGCCUCCCACUUCUCCGUCAGCACCAUAACCAGAAUAUAUAGAGGCUAUAACUUACUGCCAAGUAUCACAGAUGUCACCAUGGAAAACAACCUGUCCAGAGUCAUUGCGGCCGUGUCCCACCAGCUGGUCACGGCCACCACGCGCGCGCUCACGUUCGGAUGCUGUGAAGCUCUGUGUCUCCUCUCAACCGCCUUCCCGGUCUGCACUUGGAGUCUAGGCUGGCAUUGUGGAGUGCCCCCUCUGAGCGCCUUGGACGAGUCCAGGAAGAGCUGUACUGUCGGGAUGGCCUCGGUGAUCCUGACCCUGCUCUCGUCCGCGUGGUUCCCAUUGGACCUCGCAGCCCAUCAGGAUGCCUUGAUCUUGGCCGGAAACUUGCUUGCAGCCAGUGCCCCCCGAUCUCUGAGAAGCUCAUGGGCCGCCGAGGAAGAGGCCGCCCCAGCAGCCGCCAAGCAGGAGGAGGCGUGGCCAGCGCUGGGGGACCGGAGCCUGGUGCCCAUGGUGGAGCAGCUCUUCUCCCACCUGCUGAAGGUGAUCAACAUCUGCGCCCACGUGCUGGACGAGGUGGCGCCUGGACCCGCGGGGAAGGCAGCCCUGCCGUCCCUGACAAGCGCCCCUGCUCUCAGCCCCAUUCGGCGGAAGGGCAAGGAGAAGGAGCCGAGCGAGCAGGCGUCCGUGCCGCUGAGCCCCAAGAAAGGCAGCGACGCCAGCCCUGCCUCUCGACAGUCAGAUGCCACAGGGCCCGUCACAGCCAAUAAACCCUCGUCGCUGGGGAGCUUCUACCACCUUCCUUCUUACCUCAGGCUGCACGACGUCCUGAAGGCCACGCACGCCAACUACAAGGUCACCCUGGACCUUCAGAACAGCACGGAGAAGUUCGGGGGCUUUCUGCGCUCGGCCUUGGACGUGCUCUCUCAGAUCCUAGAGCUGGCCACGCUGCAGGACAUCGGGAAGUGCGUGGAGGAGGUCCUGGGCUACCUGAGGUCCUGCUUCAGCCGGGAGCCCACGAUGGCCACGGUCUGCGUCCAGCAGCUGCUCAAGACUCUCUUUGGGACAAACCUGGCCUCCCAGUUUGAUGGCUUGUCGUCCAACCCCAGCAAGUGCCAGGGCCGAGCCCAGCGCCUCGGCUCGUCCAGCCUGAGGCCCGGCCUGUACCACUACUGCUUCAUGGCUCCCUACACCCACUUCACCCAGGCCCUGGCGGACGCCAGCCUGCGCAACAUGGUGCAGGCCGAGCCGGACCACGACGCCUCCGGGUGGUUCGACGUGCUGCAGAAGGUGUCCACCCAGCUGAAGACAAACCUCUCGAGCAUCACAAAGACGCGUGCAGACAAGAACGCCAUUCACAGUCACAUCCGGCUGUUCGAGCCUCUGGUCAUAAAGGCGCUGAAGCAGUACACGACCACCACGUCCGUGCAGCUGCAGAGGCAGGUCCUGGACUUGCUGGCACAGCUGGUCCAGCUGCGGGUCAACUACUGUCUCCUGGACUCAGACCAGGUGUUCAUCGGGUUCGUGCUGAAGCAGUUCGAGUACAUUGAAGUGGGCCAGUUCAGGGACUCAGAGGCAAUCAUUCCAAACAUCUUUUUCUUCCUGGUCCUUCUGUCUUACGAGCGCUAUCAUUCAAAGCAGAUCAUUGGGAUUCCUAAGAUCAUUCAGCUCUGCGACGGCAUCAUGGCGAGCGGGAGGAAGGCCGUGACCCACGCCAUCCCGGCUCUGCAGCCCAUCGUCCACGACCUCUUCGUUUUAAGAGGGACCAAUAAAGCUGACGCAGGGAAGGAGCUGGAAACCCAGAAGGAGGUGGUGGUGUCGAUGCUCCUGAGACUCAUCCAGUACCAUCAGGUGCUGGAGAUGCUGAUCCUGGUCCUGCAGCAGUGCCACAAGGAGAGCGAGGACCGGUGGAAGCGGCUGUCGCGGCAGGUGGCUGACAUCCUCCUCCCGAUGCUCGCCAAGCAGCAGAUGCACAUCGAUUCUCACGAAGCCCUCGGCGUGUUAAACACGUUGUUUGAGAUCCUGGCCCCGUCCUCCCUGCGGCCCGUGGACAUGCUUUUGCGGAGCAUGUUCGUCACCCCAGACACCAUGGCGUCGGUGAGCACUGUCCAGCUCUGGGUCUCGGGGAUCCUGGCCAUUUUGAGGGUCCUCAUCUCCCAGUCCACCGAAGACAUCGUCCUCUCCCGCAUCCAGGAGCUGGCCUUCUCCCCGCACCUGCUCUCCUGUCCCGUCAUCGACAGGCUAAGGGACGGGGACAGGGACUCAGCACCCAAUGGACACAGCGGGGGCAGACAGGUGAAGACUUUGCCGGAAGAGACGUUCUCUAGGUUUCUCCUACAGCUGGUGGGCAUCCUCUUGGAGGACAUUGUCACGAAGCAGCUCAGAGUGGACAUGAGCGAGCAGCAGCACACUUUCUACUGCCAGGAGCUGGGCACGCUCCUCAUGUGUCUGAUCCACAUCUUCAAGUCUGGAAUGUUCCGGAGAAUCACAGCAGCCGCCUCCAGGCUCUUCACGGCCGACGGCGCGGACGGCAGCUUCUACGGCCUGGAGAGCUUGAACGCGCAGGUGCGCUCCAUGGUCCCCACACACCCGGCCCUCGUGCUGCUCUGGUGCCAGAUCCUGCUGCUCGUCAGCCACACGGACUACGGCUGGUGGGCCGAGGUGCAGCAGACCCCCAGACGACGCAGUCUGUCCAGCACGAAGUCACUGAGUCCCCAGAUGUCUGGAGAGGAGGACUCCGAGCUGGCAUCCAAACUUGGGAUGUGCAACAGAGAAAUUGUCCGGCGAGGCGCGCUCAUCCUCUUCUGUGAUUACGUGUGUCAGAACCUGCACGAUUCCGAGCACCUGACCUGGCUCGUCGUGAACCACAUCCAGGACCUGAUCAGCCUGUCGCACGAGCCGCCCGUGCAGGACUUCAUCAGCGCCGUGCACCGCAACUCCGCCGCCAGCGGCCUCUUCCUCCAGGCCAUCCAGUCCCGCUGCGAGAACCUCUCGGCCCCCACCACUCUGAGGAAAACCCUGCAGUGCCUGGAAGGCAUCCACCUGAGCCAGUCGGGUGCCGUGCUGACGCUGUACGUGGACAAGCUGCUGUGUACCCCGUUCCGCGUGCUGGCUCGCAUGGUCGACACCCUUGCGUGUCGCCGGGUAGAAAUGCUUUUGGCUGCAAAUUUACAGAGCAGCGUGGCCCAGCUGCCCGUGGAAGAACUGAACAGGGUCCAGGAACACCUUCAGAGCCGCGGGCUCGCGCACAGGCACCAAAGGCUCUACUCCCUGCUGGACAGGCUCCGCCUCGCCACCGCACCGGGGUCCCGGGGCCCCUGUCCUCCGGCCACGUCCCACCCGCUGGAUGGGGAGGGGUCCCUGGCGCUGGAGACUGUGAGCCCAGACAAGGACUGGUACGUGCGCCUGGUCAAGUCCCAGUGCUGGACGAGGUCUGACUCGGCGCUGCUGGAGGGGGCGGAGCUGGUGAAUCGGCUCCCACCAGGUGACAUGAGCACGUUCCUGAGGCACCCGGAGUUCAACAUCAGCCUGUUAGCCCCGUGCCUGGGUGUGGGCGCGCGGGAAGUUUCCGGAGGCCAGAAGAGCGCCCUCUUUGAAGCAGCCUACUGGAGCCAGUUGAACGAUCUGUUUGGGGAUGCCGGGGUGUAUCGCUCCCUGACCACGCUGGCCCGCGCCCUGGCCCAGUACCUGCUGCUGCUCCCCAAGCUGCCCGGCCACCUGCACCUUCCCCCGGAGAAGGAGAGGGACACUGUGAAGUUUGUGGUCAUGACCCUGGAGGCACUGGCCUGGCACUUGAUCCACGAGCAGAUCCCGCUGAGUGUGGACCUGCAGGCGGGCCUGGACUGCUGCUGCCUGGCCCUGCAGCUGCCCGGCCUGCGGCGCCUGCUGGCCUCCCCCGAGAUGGUGACCCGCACCUGCUCCCUCGUCCACUGCGUCCGCCUCCUCCUGGAAGCCAUUGUGGUGCAGCCCGGAGACCAGCUGCUCAGUCUAGAGAGAAGGACAGACACCCCGAAGGCUGCCAGAGAGGACGGAGGAGACUCCCGCACACAGAGCCCCGAGCACGUGACUGCAGCCUGCAGGACGGUGGCAGAGCUGGUGGAGGCCUUGCCGUCCGUGCUGGCCUUGGGGCAUAAGAGGAACAGCCACAUGCCCGCGUUCCUCACAUCCGUGCUCAGGAACAUCGUGGUCAGCCUGGCCCGCUUGCCCCUCGUCAACAGCUACACGCGCAUCCCCCCCCUGGUCUGGAAGCUCGGGUGGUCACCCACGCCGGGAGGGGAUUUUGGCACAGCCUUCCCCGAGAUCCCCGUGGAGUUCCUCCAGGAGAAGGAAGUCUUCAAAGAGUUCAUCUACCGCAUCAACACGCUGGGGUGGACCAGCCGCACUCAGUUCGAGGAAACGUGGGCCACCCUCCUGGGCGUCCUGGUGACUCAGCCCCUCGUGCUGGAGCAGGAGGAGAGCCCCCCGGAGGAAGACACGGAGAGGACCCAGAUCAACGUCCUGGCCGUGCAGGCCAUCACCUCCCUGGUGCUGAGCGCGAUGGCCGUGCCCGUGGCCGGCAACCCCGCCCUCAGCUGCUUGGAGCAGCAGCCCCGGAACAAGCCCCUGAAAGCACUCGACACCAGGUUUGGGCGGAAGCUGAGCGUGAUCCGAGGAAUUGUAGAGCAGGAAAUUCAAGCAAUGGUGUCGAAGAGGGAGAACAUCGCCACCCAUCACCUAUACCAGGCGUGGGACCCCGUCCCCUCUCUGUCUCCAGCCACCACAGGUGCCCUCAUCAGCCACGACAAGCUGCUGCUGCAGACCAACCCCGAGCGGGAGCUGGGCAGCAUGAGCUACCAGCUCGGCCAGGUGUCCAUCCACUCGGUGUGGCUGGGGAGCAGCAUCACCCCCCUGAGGGAAGAGGAGUGGGACGAGGAGGAGGAGGAGGAGGCCGAUGUCCCCGCACCUUCGUCGCCGCCCACGUCUCCCGUCAGCUCCAGGAAGCACCGGGCUGGGGUGGACAUCCACUCGUGCUCGCAGUUCCUGCUGGAGCUGUACAGCCGCUGGGUCCUGCCGUCCAGUUCCGGCCGAAGGACCCCCAUCAUCCUGAUCAGCGAAGUGGUGCGAUCUCUCCUCGUGGUCUCAGACCUGUUCACGGAGCGCAGCCAGUUUGAGAUGAUGUACCAGACGCUGACCGAGCUGCGCAGGGUGCACCCUCCAGAGGACGAGAUCCUCCUGCAGUACCUGGUGCCGGCCACCGGCAAGGUCCACGGGGACGGCCACCGCCAGUGUGAGCACGUGGGCUCCGCUCACUCUGGGCUCCCCGUGGAGUGUGCCGUGGUGGGCGAGCCGCACUUGGGGGCUCCUGUGCGCCUUUGUCAGGUUGUCUCGGUGGCGCACGCGCCAGGAGCUGGCUGUGUGGGGGCCCCUUUUCCAGGGUGCUGCUGGCCCUGCUUCCUAUCGCCAGGGCCCCUCCCGGGACUGCUCUGUCACAGUCCCCUGCACUCCCACCCCACAGUGUGGGUGUCUCAGCCUUGUGACAGGAGAGCGGGCAGGGCCUUUGGGGUCCCUCCUGGUUCUGCCUCCAGCCGGCUGUUGGAGAGCACGCUCAGGAGCAGCCACCUGCCCAGCAGGAUCGGGGCCCUGCACGGCGCCCUCUACGUGCUGGAGUGCGACCUGCUGGACGACACGGCGAAGCAGCUCAUCCCCGUCCUCAGCGACUACCUCCUCUCCAACCUCCGCAGCAGCGCCCACUGCGUGAACCUGCACAGCCAGCAGCACGUGCUGGUGAUGUGUGCCACCGCCUUCUACCUGAUGGAGAACUACCCUCUGGACGUGGGGCCGGACUUCUCCGCGUCCAUCAUACAGAUGUGUGGGGUGAUGCUGUCGGGAAGCGAGGAGGCCACGCCGUCCACCGUCUACCACUGCGUCCUGCGGGGCCUGGAGCGCCUCCUGCUGUCCGAGCAGCUGUCCCGGCUGGAUGCCGAGUCCCUGGUCAAGCUCAGCGUGGACAGGGUGAACGUGCACAGCCCGCAUCGGGCCAUGGCCGCCCUGGGCCUGAUGCUCACCUGCAUGUACACAGGGAAGGAAAAAGCCAGUCCCGGCAGAGCCUCCGAGGUGACCAGACGGCUCUCCCAGUGUCCAGAACUGGACCCCUCGGAGGCAUGUUCAGGGGCCCACAGGGAGGACCAGCAGGAGUGCAGGCAGGUCCAGUCCCCUCCUUUCAGGGUCAGGAAGGGGUUUCCCUGUGAAGCCCGCGUUGUGGCGAGGAUCCUCCCUCAGUUUUUAGAUGACUUCUUCCCUCCGCAAGACGUCAUGAACAAAGUCAUCGGGGAGUUCCUGUCCAGCCAGCAGCCCUACCCGCAGUUCAUGGCCACCGUGGUGUACAAGGUUUUCCAGACGCUGCACAGCACGGGGCAGUCGUCCAUGGUCCGGGACUGGGUCAUGCUGUCCCUCUCCAACUUCACGCAGAGGACCCCGGUGGCCAUGGCCGUGUGGAGCCUGUCCUGCUUCUUCGUCAGCGCGUCCACCAGCCCGUGGGUCUCGGCCAUCCUGCCCCACGUCGUCAGCAGGAUGGGCAAGCUGGAGCACGUGGACGUCAACCUCUUCUGCCUGGUGGCCACGGACUUUUACAGACACCAGGUAGAGGAGGAACUGGACCGCCGGGCCUUCCAGUCCGUGUUCGAGGUGGUGGCGGCGCCAGGAAACCCGUACCAGCGGCUGCUGGCUUGUUUGCGGAACGUUCACAAGGUCGCCACGUGCUGAGCACCGCGGGGGCACCGG
Molecule: messenger RNA, 9600 nt
Organism: Myotis brandtii (Brandt's bat)
Lineage: Eukaryota; Metazoa; Chordata; Mammalia; Chiroptera; Vespertilionidae
Gene: HTT
Product: huntingtin
Exons: 68
Coding region: 1-9582 (3193 amino acids)
Biological process (GO): microtubule-based transport
Cellular component (GO): cytoplasm; nucleus
Source: RefSeq, a predicted model, not a curated record